Molecule: messenger RNA, 1323 nt
Organism: Cyclopterus lumpus (lumpfish)
Lineage: Eukaryota; Metazoa; Chordata; Actinopteri; Perciformes; Cyclopteridae
Gene: jtb
Product: jumping translocation breakpoint
Exons: 6
Coding region: 434-886 (150 amino acids)
Biological process (GO): mitotic cytokinesis
Cellular component (GO): centrosome; spindle; membrane
Source: RefSeq, a predicted model, not a curated record
GAGAACAGUGAUAAAGACCUGGUGUUACCCCCACCGCGACGACAGGGGGCAGCAUCAACCUUAGUAGUAUGCCAAUAAACUCAAGAAGAAGAAGAAGAACCGGAAACAGCCGAAGACCUAUAAACAGAAGCAGAAGCAGCUGGACGGUUUCAGCACCUGGGAGCUCUAAAACACUUUCAGUCUUAUCAGCAUGUAGACGGACCGAACAGAAACAACUGCACGGAGACUGGUCGAGGACUGAGGACUGGAGACUGGACAGGGACUGGAGACUGGACAGAGACUGGAGACUGGACAGAGACUGGUCGAGGACUGGAGACUGGACAGAGACUGGACAGGGACUGGAGACUGGACAGAGACUGGACAGGGACUGGACGGUAACCAGUAUCAGAGUAUCAGGGUGGCUGUAGUGUCGUCCUGGUGGAGGAGCAGGCUGAUGGAGAGUGACUGUCGGAUCCCUGUGGCAUGUUGUCGGCCUCGAGUCCUUGUCCUCCACGCUCUAUUUUGGGGCCUUGUCUCCCUCAGGGUGUUUGGAGCGGCUCUGCUGAGUGAAGACAGAACUCCAGCAGGGAAACAGGUGGUCGCCCCCUGCUGGCUGCUGGAGGAGUUUGUGGUGACGACAGAGUGUUCGCAGUGUAACGCCUUCCAGGCCAGGUCGUGGUCUUCCUGCGGACUGACGGGAUACGUGGAGAGAGUCAACUGCACCAGAUCCAGUCGAGACGACUACAAGAGCUGUCGCUCUGCAGUGAUGGAGGAACAUCUCUUCUGGAAGUUCGAGGCGACCAUGUUGGGCUUGACGGCGGUCUUCGCCGUUCUCGUGGUCAUCCGUCAGCGCUGGCUUGACCGCCUCGCCUCCGAGAAGGUCCGCCGACAGAUCGAGUCCAUCUAGGACACCAAGAACCGGACCAGACUCAGAUCUGUCAGGGAUCAGGACUAAAGCCAAACCGGCAGAGACUGUUUGUGGUCUUCAUAGAGACAAAACAAACUAGCUGUGAACUCAUCAGAAUGAAAUCUUCUAAGAGUCCGUCAGUAAAAAGUUGUUUUAUAAGUUUAAAGAAGCAGAACUGGGUCAGACCUGGACCUCAUUUCAGACCUGGACCUCAUUUCUACAUUUGAGUUCUUGAUAUUUAGUUCAAUCUGAAUUUCAUGUCUUUUUAUUCAUUCAUUUUUGUUUUUCUGUGAAGUUUCUGGCUAAAUAAACUGAAACUAAAGAAUUAAAAAAGAUUGUGUACUUUUGUUAGUGUAUAAGGGUUUGUUUACCAACAAAGAAAACAAAUGUGAACAAGCUGUCAACGUUUCACUGAUCAAUAAUAAAGUUAACCCGUG